AUGGACUCACAAAAUCGACUGGAUGCCUCCCAAAGGCAGUCGCAAAGAAACAUGGACGCAAGAGCUCAACUUUCGGAGGAUGAACUGGCACGGGAACGAGGACAACAGCGAAAUAGGAUUCGAUCAUCAGCGAGGGAUCUGUACCACAGGAACAUUAAGGAAGGCCCAACGGCUAUUUGUAUUUGCUGUGGAGGAACAUGGUUCCGUUCGCAGUUGGAAGGAAUUUGUUUAGCAGAUUUCGCAGCUUGGUACAGAUUUGUCAAGCGGAUUGCACGAUCUGCCGCUAAUCAUAGGGAAGACUAUGAUGAAGCAAAUGAUGUGGAGGUAGAUGACGAAGAUGAAGUUGCUGAGCAAAGUUAUCCACUGAUGGAUGGGUCUGGUUGCGUUAAGAAACGUAGGCAUCCCCUGAUUCUAAGGUGGGUUCGCUUUAGCAUAAACUCUUCACCUUGCGAUUAUUUCCGAGAGCAUUUAAUGCUCUUCUAUCCUUGGCGAAAUGAAGAAGCUGAACUUCUUUCCAACGACAUUGAAAACACAUUCCGAGUAAACCAUGAAGCCAUUAAGAUAAUGAAAAGGAACUAUGAUGUGUUUGAUGAUAUGGAGUUAGAAAGAGUUCUGGAAGAUUUGCAAGAGGAUAGGGGAGAUAAUGCUCCUGAUGCGGAAGAACCUGCCUCACAAUUUUUAGACGAAGAGUUUAGAGCUUUGGCUGUACCAAAUAUAGAGCGGAACUACCGAAAUCCUGAACGGGUUCGGGACGCCGCAGCGCGUACUAUUCGGCGAGAAGACACCGAGGAGCGGCGACAAGAGCAGGUGCAAAAUACUGCUGACCAUGCCACUCGGAGGAACAAUCCCGAAUUUCGAAUUUCAGAGCGGAUUCGGGACGCCGCAGCACGAGCUGCUCAUCGCGAGGACCCAGAGGAACGUGCAAGGGAACAGGAAAGGAACACUGGAGAGCACCGACAGCGACGAAGGGAUAUGGAAGACAGGCAGCGAGAACGGGAAAGGGACGCCGAUAACAGGAGAGCAACCAGGAGAAAUCCCAUCGCUAGAUCACAGGAGCAACGGAUAAACACAUCACAACGCCGGGAAACACGACAACAGCGGAGGAUUCGGGAAGAACAAAUUCGGCAAAUGGCAGAGGAUCGAUUAUUAAACUUUAGGAUGGACUCACAAAAUCGACUGGAUGCCUCCCAAAGGCAGUCGCAAAGAAACAUGGACGCAAGAGCUCAACUUUCGGAGGAUGAACUGGCACGGGAACGAGGACAACAGCGAAAUAGGAUUCGAUCAUCAGCGAGGGAUCUGUACCACAGGAACAUUAAGGAAGGCCCAACGGCUAUUUGUAUUUGCUGUGGAGGAACAUGGUUCCGUUCGCAGUUGGAAGGAAUUUGUUUAGCAGAUUUCGCAGCUUGGUACAGAUUUGUCAAGCGGAUUGCACGAUCUGCCGCUAAUCAUAGGGAAGACUAUGAUGAAGCAAAUGAUGUGGAGGUAGAUGACGAAGAUGAAGUUGCUGAGCAAAGUUAUCCACUGAUGGAUGGGUCUGGUUGCGUUAAGAAACGUAGGCAUCCCCUGAUUCUAAGGUGGGUUCGCUUUAGCAUAAACUCUUCACCUUGCGAUUAUUUCCGAGAGCAUUUAAUGCUCUUCUAUCCUUGGCGAAAUGAAGAAGCUGAACUUCUUUCCAACGACAUUGAAAACACAUUCCGAGUAAACCAUGAAGCCAUUAAGAUAAUGAAAAGGAACUAUGAUGUGUUUGAUGAUAUGGAGUUAGAAAGAGUUCUGGAAGAUUUGCAAGAGGAUAGGGGAGAUAAUGCUCCUGAUGCGGAAGAACCUGCCUCACAAUUUUUAGACGAAGAGUUUAGAGCUUUGGCUGUACCAAAUAUAGAGCGGAACUACCGAAAUCCUGAACGGGUUCGGGACGCCGCAGCGCGUACUAUUCGGCGAGAAGACACCGAGGAGCGGCGACAAGAGCAGGUGCAAAAUACUGCUGACCAUGCCACUCGGAGGAACAAUCCCGAAUUUCGAAUUUCAGAGCGGAUUCGGGACGCCGCAGCACGAGCUGCUCAUCGCGAGGACCCAGAGGAACGUGCAAGGGAACAGGAAAGGAACACUGGAGAGCACCGACAGCGACGAAGGGAUAUGGAAGACAGGCAGCGAGAACGGGAAAGGGACGCCGAUAACAGGAGAGCAACCAGGAGAAAUCCCAUCGCUAGAUCACAGGAGCAACGGAUAAACACAUCACAACGCCGGGAAACACGACAACAGCGGAGGAUUCGGGAAGAACAAAUUCGGCAAAUGGCAGAGGAUCGAUUAUUAAACUUUAGGAUGGACUCACAAAAUCGACUGGAUGCCUCCCAAAGGCAGUCGCAAAGAAACAUGGACGCAAGAGCUCAACUUUCGGAGGAUGAACUGGCACGGGAACGAGGACAACAGCGAAAUAGGAUUCGAUCAUCAGCGAGGGAUCUGUACCACAGGAACAUUAAGGAAGGCCCAACGGCUAUUUGUAUUUGCUGUGGAGGAACAUGGUUCCGUUCGCAGAACUUCAAGGAAUUAAUGAUAUUCCUUUUAUUGCGGACGAAUCUGAUCGCGAAGCAGUAG
This is a messenger RNA of Drosophila rhopaloa, 2589 nucleotides long. Its product is annotated as trichohyalin-like. Lineage: Eukaryota; Metazoa; Arthropoda; Insecta; Diptera; Drosophilidae. Bases 1 to 2589 code for a protein of 862 amino acids. Gene Ontology annotation, cellular component: axoneme; ciliary basal body; intraciliary transport particle B. The transcript has 6 exons. The record is from RefSeq and is a predicted model, not a curated record. Gene Ontology annotation, molecular function: microtubule binding. Gene Ontology annotation, biological process: cilium assembly; regulation of microtubule cytoskeleton organization; intraciliary transport.